UUUAUCUUAUGUUCAUUUCAGUCUAAUCGAUAGUUUUAACAAAGAGAAGGGGUUUUGGGGUUGAGGAGAGGAAGAGAGAGACAGAGAUGGGGAGAUUAUUUCUGCUGAAUCUUGAAGGCAGGACAUACAACUGCAAAUUCUGUAAAACCCAAUUAGCCCUUGUGGAUGAUCUUAUUUCCAGGGCAUUCCAUUGUCGCAGAGGAAAGGCCUACCUAUUCAAUAAUGUAGUGAACGUCACUGUUGGACCUCCUGAGGAGAGGCCAAUGAUCUCAGGAAUGCAUACGGUAGCAGAUAUAUUUUGUUGCUGUUGCGGGCAAAUGGUUGGUUGGAAAUAUGAAUCUGCACAUGACGAUAGCCAAAAGUAUAAAGAAGGCAAAUUCAUUCUUGAAAGAGGGGGGAUCAUUGACAGAAUGGACUCCGAGUUCUACAUGGAUACUCGUACCUCUACAAGUGAUACUGAAGAUGCAUAAAGUUUUUAUGUUUGCACUUAAAUUUAGCGGCAAUAAAUUUUCUUAGUUGUGCCUUGCCCCCUUUGUAGAUAUAAAACCAAGACACUGGAGAUCAGGUGGUUUCUACUUAAAAUGCAGUAGUAAUAAAUAAACUAUUAUGUUCAUGUGCA
Messenger RNA from Ipomoea triloba (trilobed morning glory), 619 nucleotides. Its product is annotated as protein yippee-like At5g53940. Gene Ontology annotation, cellular component: ubiquitin ligase complex. The record is from RefSeq and is a predicted model, not a curated record. NCBI's taxonomy places the organism in Eukaryota, Viridiplantae, Streptophyta, Magnoliopsida, Solanales, Convolvulaceae. The transcript is spliced from 5 exons. Bases 87 to 470 code for a protein of 127 amino acids.